This is a messenger RNA of Zerene cesonia (dogface butterfly), 1550 nucleotides long. Its product is annotated as dentin sialophosphoprotein-like. Bases 266 to 1066 code for a protein of 266 amino acids. The transcript has 3 exons. NCBI's taxonomy places the organism in Eukaryota, Metazoa, Arthropoda, Insecta, Lepidoptera, Pieridae. The record is from RefSeq and is a predicted model, not a curated record.
GACUACCCUCACUUUGUUAUGGUCCUUGUGACCGGCUUCGAUUUGAUAUCAGCUGACUAUAACAAUGAGGCAGUUAUGUAGAAUCACAGUACAUUCUUGUUAUGAUCUAAUCAAUAUUAAAUACACCCCCAUUAGAUUCCUUACAUAUAGUUUUUAUAGAGAAUAUUUAUAUGUAAAUGUUUAUAUAUGUAAAUAAUAUUUCAGUUAUUGGAACGACGAGUCGUACCAGGAAGUCAUCAGUAAUAUAACCGAAUUGUGUUCGCAAAUGUUCGAAAAUUCGCGCGGUUGGGACGAAGGCGCAGGAGCGGGCGGGGCGGAGGGCGCCGGGCCCGACGCGGCCGGGGGCGGGGCGCCAGACGAGGGGUGCGGGGCGCUGGAUGCGGGCUGCGGGGCGCCGGACGCGGGCUGCGGGGGCGCCGGGCCCGCGGACGACACCGCGGACGAGGGCUGGGCGCACUUCUCCGACGUGUGCCCGCCGCCCGUGGACCCCUUCGCGCCGCCGAGCACGUGGCCUAACGAUGACUCGGAGGUCAACGAUCUGUCACAUAAAAUGGAGAACAUGGAGGCGAAGUUCGGCGAAAUGGUCGAACUGACCAACAACCUGCUGUCGGCCAUGAGCUGCAUGGCGCCGCAGGACAUCGCCAACAUCGUCAACGAUAACGCGAUGGAUAACAUCGAUAUACCGCUCGGCGAACCGGAAAAACCGGUACUCACCCCCGCCAAGAACAGCACUAGCGCGCCGAGUGACGUCACCCGCGGCGACGUCAGAACUGCCGAAACCCAAGAUAGUUGCGUGGUGCCCAAUGAUGCAACAUUGAACCUUAAUGCUGAUGCGAAUAAAGUCGAAAAUCAAGUCGACCACUCGCCGUCCGCUAGCGCGUUUAGUGACAGUCCGAACGCCGUCCACGAUAACAUUUCGAACGAAUCCAGAUCGAGCGGUAACGAUAGUACCCAAUGCGAUAACGAUACCGGUAACGCGGGUAACGAUACCAGUGAUACGUAUAACAGUAACGAUACCAGCACCGCUUGCGACACGAGUUGCGACGACAGCUCGGCGGAGAGAUGAUUCCCUCGUGUCCCACUCGCCCCACAUUCCUUUCUGUAUCUUAUCACUUCGAAAUGUGGACCGGUAGCGUGCGUUAAACAAACGAUUUGAUAGCGACAAAUAAAUAAAUAGGCGAAACUUGCAAAAAUAACAAACAAACAUUCGAAGAUUUACAAGAUUAAUAAUUUAAAGAGCACAUUAGGAUAAAACUUCACAAUAAAUGAAGGAAAGCGAAUUUUUUUUUGUACGUAAAUAUCGAAAAAUUUAUGAAAUUCAAACUCCCCACUCAUAUUUAUUCAUUAAAGGGUAUUAUGAUCGAUUGUCAUUUCUCGGGAACAAGUAUUAUUCAUUCAUUCAUUUUCGUAUUGAAAUAGACUUUUGUGAUGGAAAUUUUAAUGUCAAUAUAAUUUAUUGUACAUUUGAUAUUUUGAUAAAUUAAAUAGAAAUUUUUAAACUAAAAAAGAUAAGCUAAAUCACUUUCUUACUAAAUUAUUUUAAUGAUAUU